Messenger RNA from Phycomyces blakesleeanus NRRL 1555(-), 1254 nucleotides. RefSeq lists its product as hypothetical. NCBI's taxonomy places the organism in Eukaryota, Fungi, Mucoromycota, Mucoromycetes, Mucorales, Phycomycetaceae. The transcript has 7 exons. The record is from RefSeq and is a predicted model, not a curated record. Bases 1 to 1254 code for a protein of 417 amino acids.
AUGACUACAAUAAGUACAAGUCAUUCCUCAGCCCAACAAACCCCCAUUCGGGUCCAACAAAAAAGGUCUAGUCGAGCAGCUCCCGGAGAAAAGUUUGAUGACUACAUUAUUCGUCGAAAACAUGAGAUUGAACAGGAGAAUAAGACAAUGUCUAUCUGGACAAGCCCCAUUCUAGUGCUUUCAUACUUUGGAAUGUACACCUUUUACGAAGUCCAGUCGGCCUUUCUAUACUUUUAUAACCACAGCCGUCUAUCGCUUGGCAUAAUUGUGUCCACAGUGCUUUCAUUAGUUCUUUACACAUUCGAAGGGCCACACCAAGCUGCUGUACAGCUGAUAGAACAACAGAUAGCGUGGUAUGGAUAUUGGCUAUUGUUGGGUGUAGCUUCUGCAAUUGGUCUGGGUACUGGAUUACAUACAUUUCUGCUCUUUCUGGGCCCAUAUAUUGCCGAAGUCACAAUUGCUGCAUAUGCAUGCAAUACUACAGACUCAUUGACAAGAAACUUGACAAGCUACCGACUAGAGUGUGUUUCACCGGUCGGAUUAGAGGGUGUCGAUAAUCUUUCUCUUUGGUCUAUUUACCGCCAGAUUUGUUGGGAAAGCUUUGCUUGGGGGGCAGGAACGGCCAUGGGAGAGCUUCCUCCAUAUUUCAUUGCCCGCGCAGUGGCUUUGUCAGGAGGAAAGAGCGAAGAACUAAGUGGUUUUGAGUCUGGAUUGAAUAAGAAACCAAAGGACCGUGAUUUAAAGGAGACUGUUUCCUAUUAUCUUUAUGACGGAAUACAACGUCUUGGCUUUUUUGGGAUCCUUUUGUUUGCUUCCAUACCAAACCCGUUAUUCGACCUAGCAGGGAUUACAUGUGGUCAUUUUCUCGUACCAUUUGCAACAUUCUUUGGAGCAACAUUUGUAGGAAAGGCUUGUGUCAAGGCAUCUAUGCAGUCAAUGAUUGUUAUCCUGGCCUUCUCAAGUGACUCUCUCUCGAUAUUUCUGACUAUCAUUGAGAGAAAUGUCCCAUAUCUGCAUACUGUUGUCAAAGAUUUGAUCCAUGAUCAGGCCGACAAGUUCGGCAAGGGACAGGGACAAACAAAUCCUGAGUCAGAAGAGCAGAUUAAUAUGCUUGGCAUCGCAUGGAAUGCAUUCCUGUCAUUGAUGAUUUUUUACUUUAUAAUAUCAUCUAUAGAGUCUUUGGGUCUUGCUUAUAUGAAAAGGCAGCACAAAGAAGAAAUGAAACGUUUAGAAUUAGAACGAGAUCAAGAUUGA